Rhododendron vialii is the source of this 726-nucleotide messenger RNA. Its product is annotated as inactive protein RESTRICTED TEV MOVEMENT 1-like. Gene Ontology annotation, molecular function: carbohydrate binding. The record is from RefSeq and is a predicted model, not a curated record. The transcript has 2 exons. NCBI's taxonomy places the organism in Eukaryota, Viridiplantae, Streptophyta, Magnoliopsida, Ericales, Ericaceae. The coding region runs from base 65 to 571 and encodes 168 amino acids.
CAUCCAAGGCCUAUCAACUGAUCUUGGAGUACUGCAUCCACAAGGAUUUGAGAGCAACUUUAUCAUGAUCAGAAUUGGUCCAGCUGGGGUCACUGACGGCCGUGGGAUCGGGCCUUGGGAUGAUGGGGGCAAGGAGAAACUUGUCCAGAUCUUCGUCGCACAUGGAGACUCUAUUGAUUCUCUCCAAUACCUAUAUGUUGAUCAAAAUGGAAACUUGGUUUUGUCAGCUUCACAUGGUUGUACUUUCGGAACUUCCAAGUUUGAUUUGGUUAAGCUUGAUUAUCCAUCAGAGUUUAUUACCGGUAUAAGUGGUUGCUAUGGCAGUAUCGGCUCCAAUACCAAUAAGAAAAUUUUGUCAAUAACAUUUACCACCAACAACAGAACAUACGGACCAUUCGGGGGCCGUGGUGGUGAAAACGACUCUGCUUUCCGAUAUCAACUGGGACUAGACCGUUCGUUUGGGGGAUUUCAUGGAUAUUCAGGCAAUUACCUUAGCGCUAUUGGGCUCUAUGUGAAGCCAUUGACAACUCUAAGCAAUGAUCAGGAGAAACUGAAAAACGAAAAAGUCUAGAACCCGGACCAACUUUGUGGUUUUAUUACAGCAGUAGGAUGAUCAGUUGUAUUAGCAGUUUCUACUUUUAUGCACUAUUUGCUAGACACCUAUGAAGUUCAAGCACAAUGUAAUAUCGUCACAAUGGAUUAUUCAAAUUUUUGCUUUUGUUGAAA